GCUGUGAGUUCCAGUCGGAUGGUUUUGUGAGCGAACAGGAAGCAAAAAUUCCCCUGCGUUUAAAUACCUACAAAUACCAAAGUGUUUAAAAAGAGGAGACACUGGCAGCACUGGAGUGAUGUCGGUGUGAUGAUACGUGAUUAAAGCUGCUGCUGCUGCUGCUGAUGGUCGGGUCGUCACGUAUUGCACGUAGCGGAUUGGAAAUGAGGAAAUAACCAGGAAGCUGACAGCAGAUCACCUCCUCCUCACAGCUGCUGCUGCUGCUGCUUUCAUUCACACGUAGCUACAGAGAGAAGCUGCAGUUUGUCAAGCAGAGGUCCGUGGAAACAAGAAGGGUCGUCAUGAAACUGGUGGUCAUCGUCCCCCUCCUCCUUCUCCUCGAGGUGUCCGGAUACGCAGAGUGCAGGUGUUUCUGUCAGGUGACAGGCGACCUGGAUGACUGCACGUGUGAUGUGGAGACCAUCGACCGCUUCAACAAUGACCAGCUGUUCCCAAAACUCCAGAGUCUUCUUGAGUCUGAUUACUUUAGGUUCUACAAGGUGAAUCUGAAUAAACCGUGUCCUUUCUGGACUGCCAGCAAUGAGUGUGGUCUGAGGGACUGUGCUGUGCAGCCCUGCUCUCCUAACGAGGUGCCCGAGGGGCUCCGAUCCGCUCCCCACAACAAGUAUUCAGCAGAAGUGAACGAGCAGCAGGAUGAGUGUGAGAAGGCGAAGCAUCUGGGAGCUGUAGAUGUCUCAUUAAGCGCUGAGACCAGAGAGGCUCUGCUCGACUGGAACAAAUAUGACGACGAAGCAGAACGCUUCUGCGUGGUUGACGAUGAAGAGUCACCAGACUCCCAGUAUGUCGACUUGCUGCUGAAUCCAGAACGCUUCACAGGCUACAAAGGACCAGAGGCCUGGCAGAUCUGGAACAGCAUCUAUGAGGAGAACUGUUUCAAACCAUAUACUAUCAAACGACCACUAAAUCCCACCUCAUUCCAGAGCAGCCCAGGAAGUGAAGCGAGGACCUUCUACAGCUGGCUGGAAGGCCAGUGUGUGGAGAAAAGGGCUUUUUUCCGGCUUGUCUCAGGUCUGCACGCCAGCAUUAACGUACACCUGAGUGCCAGAUAUCUGCUGGAUGACAGCUGGUUUCAGAAGAAGUGGGGUCACAAUGUGUCGGAGUUCAGACAGCGUUUUGAUUCGGAGCUGACGGUCGGCGAAGGGCCCAAGAGGCUCCGCAACCUUUACUUCCUUUACCUGAUAGAGCUGCGAGCACUGGCUAAAGUUCUGCCGUUCUUCCAGCAGUCAUCCUUCCAGCUGUACACGGGCAGACCCGAGGAGGACCAGAAACACAAGGAGCAGCUGCUGGACAUCCUGCAGCUGGCCAGAUCUUUCCCUUUGCACUUUGAUGAGGCUUCUCUGUUUGCUGGGGAUGAAAAGGAAGCAGCCAAACUGAAGGAGGAUAUCAGACUGGCCUUCCUCAACAUCUCCAGGAUCAUGGACUGUGUUGGGUGCUUUAAGUGUCGCCUGUGGGGGAAACUGCAGACCCAGGGAUUAGGCACAGCCUUGAAGAUUUUGUUUUCAGAGCGACAGAUUGAAGCUCUGCCCAAAUCCAGUAACCAGCGACCCAGUUUCCAGCUCAGCCGGCAGGAGAUCGUCUCCCUGUUCAAUGCCUUCGGAAGGAUUUCCACGAGCGUCAGGGAGCUGAAGAACUUCAGAGUGCUGUUAGCAGAGGAGCAGUGAGGACAUCCAGAGGAGUCUGCCUUCACCUGUUGACUCCUCUCUGAUGGGGCUUUAUUUCAACAUGUGCACUUUUGUGGUCCCAGGCCACUGACUGCCAUCUUUCCUACUGUCUUAAACCUGCUGAAAUGUCGACUGAAAGAUCAGCUUUAAUCAGCCAAGUGUUUAUUUUUCCUUAAAAUAAUGCAUUGCUUUCUUUUGAAUUAAACUAAAGUCAUAUUUAAAAAAACAAAAAACAAAAUGACACUUUGUGGCAUGGUUUAAUGUUCUUUCAAGUGGUAUCAUUUUUUUUGCUGAUGGAGAAACGUGCUUGUCUAUUUUCAAAUGCGCUUUGAUCAAUGAAAUCACUUCAGUUGCUGUUUGGGAGCUGACUGCUAAGAAUUCUGUCUCACCUGUUCACACCUGUGUUGUUGGGAUUAUGCUUUGCUCCUGAGGAUGGCGCUGUUUGUCAAGAAAAUAGAUGAGAAACGUCAAAUCUAAAUUGAAUGCGGGCAACAAAUAUGCAGUAUGUCGAAAGGAAAACUAUACAGGAAUGGACACCAACGUUUAAAAUUCAUUAUCACACUGAUUCUCGUAACAGCCAUCCUCUGUUUUCAGAGUCGCAGGUUUUCAGGUGCGUGUCCAGAAGUUAUAAUGAAACCUGUUUCCACCUGGGAGGAAGGUUUUGUAAACCAUUCAGCACAGAUCCCCAAAAUAUUUAUAUGCUGUUGGUAAUAUUCCGAUUGUACAUUGUAUUUGUGUAUAAGUUUGGAGAUUUAAAAUUUAAAAUGUAUAUAUAAAAGUCAUUUUAUGAAAAUGUAAACGGUAAUAAAAUUUUAAAAUUAU
Messenger RNA from Maylandia zebra (zebra mbuna), 2543 nucleotides. It is a transcript of the gene ero1a, whose product is annotated as endoplasmic reticulum oxidoreductase 1 alpha. Gene Ontology annotation, molecular function: FAD binding; thiol oxidase activity; protein-disulfide reductase activity. The record is from RefSeq and is a predicted model, not a curated record. Lineage: Eukaryota; Metazoa; Chordata; Actinopteri; Cichliformes; Cichlidae. Gene Ontology annotation, cellular component: endoplasmic reticulum membrane; endoplasmic reticulum. Gene Ontology annotation, biological process: protein folding in endoplasmic reticulum.